Molecule: messenger RNA, 1128 nt
Organism: Neoarthrinium moseri
Lineage: Eukaryota; Fungi; Ascomycota; Sordariomycetes; Amphisphaeriales; Apiosporaceae
Exons: 1
Coding region: 1-1128 (375 amino acids)
Source: RefSeq, a predicted model, not a curated record
AUGUGGUCAGCCAGCGCAUUCUCCCAACUCGUCCUCCUGCUACGAUUGGCAUUGCGAGCCAUCGGCAGUCCCUCCUCGUUGGAUAAUCAUAAGAACACCGGUCCGGAGGAGCCUCGAAUAGUCGAACUACAGCAGCGCGCCCCAGCUCCAGUCUCUACCUGGACUUCGUUCAUCACCAUCACACUUACCACAACUCUCGGCAUCGUACCUACAGUGACGACUUCGACGCCAACCCAUACGCCUAUACCGGUCACCGUUCCAGCACCCACUAUCUCCUCUGGAAAAGUAACACCCAGCAUCCCAGAGAGUUCUGUGACAUUGUCCACGACAGGAGCAACUAGUAUAAGAGACUCAGCAGGAAGCUCGUCUUCCGUCACUAUCAGCCAUUCGAGCACUUCAGCGAUUGCGUCCCAGCCGACGCCGACCGUCACGCUUAUACCAGGCGGCACAACAGUCAAAAGUAUCACAGCCUCCUCGGUAGCCAUACUACCGUCUAAAUCCACUGAAUCGGCCAGGUCGAUUUCAACCUCGAGGACAUUUCCUACAAGCUUUGGAAACACGACGUUUGCCAGCACCACCAUAAUGGCAACAGCCGAGACAACGACUUCCCCGGGUAACAAUGGUGCAACCUCCAUAGCACCUCACGCAGGCACAAAUUAUCGAGGACUGGAUUCUGGUCAAAUUGCUGCCGUCAUCGCUUCGACCAUAGCGUUCGUCGUCUUCAUCCUCCUGGUUGGAUACCUCCUUAGGGACGUCGUCAUACGCCAUCGUCAGAAAGGGGCCGAAAGACGGCAGAACCUUGGUGAAGUAUACAUGGCUCAGCAUCUCCCAGCAGCUGGCUCCCCUGGGAUGUAUACCGUUGGGGCUGAAAGCCGCAGUGCCCACGGCACAGGCAGUUUGCAAGAAAACGAGAUCAGAAUCGUCAUCCAGCCCCUUCCUAAACGCCCCGCCGUCUGGAACAGAGGACUCUGGCCGAGCCCGCCUGGGUACACGGAGAGACAUACAUUCUUUUCUGGUCGCAGUACCACCACCGAGGGCGAGGGUGGAUCAUCGACGGAUCAUGGGCAAUGGAGCUUGGGCACCGAACAGGGCAGUAAUAGCCAAUCUCAAGGGACGCAGAACACCUAA